AUGUCUGCCCCACCUGCUGAGCCUGUUGAGCUGCCUGUUGCGCCGCCAGUUGAGCCUGAAUCCGACAUCCCAGUUGUAAGAUCCUUUGUUCGUCGCCGCGAACUGCAGACUGGCCUGCGUUCUACACAGAAGUCUUUAAGCGGGUGGAUUGAGCAGUUAGAGAUGUCUAUCGAUUUCAAAUCUGACGAUGGUACUGUCACUAACGACCACGUCUUCUCGGUGUGGUCAAGAACCUUCGUUGAAGCUGGCGAAAAGUUUGGAAAGACUUUCCGCAUAGCUGACUUGGCGAGGGAAUAUAUUGUAGGCGCCGGUUUCGAUAAAGUGGUGGAAAAGAAGUUUGGGCAAUGGCUCUCCUGA
Molecule: messenger RNA, 357 nt
Organism: Pseudogymnoascus destructans
Lineage: Eukaryota; Fungi; Ascomycota; Leotiomycetes; Thelebolales; Thelebolaceae
Exons: 3
Coding region: 1-357 (118 amino acids)
Source: RefSeq, a predicted model, not a curated record